Molecule: messenger RNA, 825 nt
Organism: Gamsiella multidivaricata
Lineage: Eukaryota; Fungi; Mortierellomycota; Mortierellomycetes; Mortierellales; Mortierellaceae
Exons: 2
Coding region: 282-770 (162 amino acids)
Source: RefSeq, a predicted model, not a curated record
UCAUGCGAAAGUGGUGUCCUUGUAGUUUAAAUGCCUUUACGUUGAAAACUACCAACUAGUAGUAGUAGUAGUAGUAGUAGUAGUAGUAGUAGUGGUAGUGGUAGUAGCGUUAACUCUAGCGAUGGAAAUAGUAAUAUCAAUAUGUUAUAUGUUUCCUGGCUGGAGAUACCGGAAAAGUUUGUGUGCGGACAAGAGCAAGGUGGACUACGCAGUGGAUGCUGAACGAAUAACGGACUUCUCGAUAAACUGCAUGUUCCAAAAGGAGGUGGCGAGGCGCGUUAAUGCGGACGUCGGUUACAUUGGACAAGUUGGCGUGUUAUCGAAUUCGUCAAACAUGUUGCGACUGCCACCCCCCGCCCUGGGAGCCAUCUACGCCGCCGUCAAACGCGAAUGCGACAGAGUGGGCAAUCGCACAGGCCCUGGAAGUCACCUCGCCAGCGUCAGUCAGGGAUAACGGUAGUGAUGACGACGACCACAACAACAACGGUGAUGAUGAUAAUGGCGAUAACGACGAUAGCAGUGGCGACGACGACGAUGAUAACGGCAUUGUGGGACCCACAACCGGUGCCGUUGCCGUUGCCGCUUCCAGGCGUAUCAUCACGAUUCCCAGAGUUGAAGGAGCAUCACAAGUCGUCCAGAACGCAGAGCUGGACAAGAAUGGUCGCAGUACGAUCCCGCCUAGCCUUUCAACAGCACAGAACUACAUGAAGUCUGGUCAUGGACGUCUUUUUGGAUAUACUUGCAGAAGAAAACAAGGGCACUACUAUUAACCGGAUUCGAGAACAGCUGGACGCCAAACGAAAAGCCCAGGGAAAGGCUAGGGCA